CGGCUCCGCGCCGGGCCGCUUAGCGGGUGCACCGCGCCCAGAGGUUGCCUGAAGGGCUGCGGGCGAGAUGGCGGCGCUGGGCUGUCUUCGCCUCUCUCGGCGCGGAGUGCCGGCCUGGCGGCCGGGUGCAGUGACAUCUGUUCACACUCAGCUGCUCCAUCAGACGCCGGCGGCUGACCGCGCCGACAGCUCUGUCCAAGUCCAGCAAAAGAGCUCAGCUGUUGUCCAGAAAAAAUCCUACGUGCCCACUAGCAGGGGCGAAUAUAUUGUCACCAAACUCGAUGACCUGAUCAACUGGGCGCGAAGGAGCUCCUUGUGGCCGAUGACGUUUGGCUUGGCGUGCUGUGCUGUGGAGAUGAUGCACAUGGCAGCUCCCCGCUACGACAUGGACCGCUUUGGGGUAGUGUUUCGAGCUAGUCCCCGGCAAGCUGAUGUCAUGAUUGUAGCCGGCACCCUGACGAACAAAAUGGCUCCGGCUCUUCGAAAGGUCUAUGACCAGAUGCCAGAGCCUCGCUACGUGGUCUCCAUGGGGAGCUGUGCCAACGGCGGGGGUUACUACCACUACUCCUACUCCGUGGUGAGGGGCUGUGACCGUAUUGUGCCGGUGGACAUCUACGUGCCAGGUUGUCCACCUACUGCUGAAGCUUUGCUGUAUGGAAUCCUGCAGCUUCAGAAGAAAAUCAAACGGGAGAAGAAGAUUCAGAUCUGGUACAGGAAAUAGCCUCCUAUUUAUGACCUACCCACUACUGCCCACCUGGGGCACCUGCUUGCAUUUGUACGCACAAUAAAUCUGUAUUCUCACAAGCCUUCCAAUAAACCUCUACCUGGUUAA
Messenger RNA from Harpia harpyja (harpy eagle), 832 nucleotides. It is a transcript of the gene NDUFS7, whose product is annotated as NADH:ubiquinone oxidoreductase core subunit S7. Gene Ontology annotation, biological process: electron transport coupled proton transport; mitochondrial respiratory chain complex I assembly; aerobic respiration. Gene Ontology annotation, molecular function: 4 iron, 4 sulfur cluster binding; quinone binding; NADH dehydrogenase (ubiquinone) activity. Lineage: Eukaryota; Metazoa; Chordata; Aves; Accipitriformes; Accipitridae. Bases 68 to 721 code for a protein of 217 amino acids. The transcript is spliced from 8 exons. The record is from RefSeq and is a predicted model, not a curated record.